ACUGUUCAUUCACAGAUGAAGACAUUAAUAUUCUUGGCGGCAUAAGAACAUCCUCAUAAAACCCCCUCGAGUGUGCGGUGGAUGUUUAGAUACUUUAUCGAUAUGGCUCACAGCGACACAGCUCCAAACUUCGUGGUGGAUACCGGAGAGACUCGGGUUACAGUGUAUAUGGGUUUCGUGAGCUUCAUGAUUCUCAUUUGGGAACAUAUCAUUACGUUUGGAGAUGAAGUCGAGUACAUUUGGAAGGGCAGGAAAAGUUUCAUUGUUUGGCUAUUCUUCCUCAAUCGUUACCUCACGCCUCUGGGCUUUAUCAUUAACCUCUUCGCUUAUCUCUCACCGUCAUGGACCCAAGAGGUACGUCAGGACAUCAUUCUGACGUUUUACACCAUCUCAUGUCCUAUUUUAUGCGAGAGAUUCGUCCGAUAUGAGGGUAGUAUGACUGUAAUCGGAUUGAAUACAACCGCUAUCAUGAUGUUCCUUCGCGUGUAUGCCCUCUACCCUACUCGUUAUGUCGUACUAGCUAUCGUGGGUAUAGUGUUCUGCGCUGAACUGGCCGUCAACGCCUGGCUGCUCUCACACGGGCAAGCUGUAAUCCACGACUCUCGAAUCCAUGCUUGCACUAUGAUAUUUGACCCCUCACUCGGUGACAUUGCAUCCGCGUCUGCCUGGUUACCCUUGCUCUACGAUACCAUUGUCCUUGCUUUCAUUCUCAAACGCACCUUGCAACCCGUGCGCCGGCGUGCUGCGGGAAAAAUAAUGACAGUUCUACUUCGAGACGGCUUGUUAUAUUACAGUGUUAUCUUCUCUAUUAAUCUCGUCCUCACGCUCAUGAUCGCCCUUGCGCCUCCUGGCAUUCAAAAUAUCACGGCCCAGUUAGAAUAUUUAUUGACAGUGGCGAUGAUGUCGCGUAUUACGCUCCACCUCAAGAAACAGGGUCGAAUGAACGGAAUGAUAUCAGACGUCAAGAGAAACUCUGUACCCUCUAAUGUGCAUCACUCGCAUCUCCGUUUCGCUCGUUCGCAUCACGGUGUCACCAGCACUGUCAAUCCUGAAGUUACGGUCACUAUUGAAGAACUUGUCACUCACGACGAUGGCUCUGCGUCUCUAGAUAAUAGCGAUCGUCCAGGCAGUAUUGGUCAGCAAAGCAAGAGAGUAGAGUGGCAUGAGAUGGAAAACAUGAAUCGAGGUCCGAAUCCUGUGGUAUAAUUUGUAUUUGCUAUUCGCUAUCAGACCAUUCGCUUCGUCUAGUGUACUUAUACCCUUAUCUGUCGCUGUACUACUUACUAUUCGAUGUAAGAUACGUACAGGCUUCCGUUCACACGUUCCAACUGGUUGGUUUCCUUCUCUCCAUGUUGAUGUUUCGCCCG
Somion occarium is the source of this 1367-nucleotide messenger RNA. The record is from the annotation of a GenBank genome assembly. Lineage: Eukaryota; Fungi; Basidiomycota; Agaricomycetes; Polyporales; Cerrenaceae.